AUGUCCGCACUCACAUCCACCCUCCUCCUCCCCCCACCCAGCCGCCGCCCUCCCUCCCCGCCACGCAUCUGCACCGCCGUUCCAAUCUGCCACACCAUCAUCCCCCAAUACGCCUGCGCGCACAGAGACCCUGUCAGACGGUACUGCGCUGCGGCGCUCCAGCUCUCAGAUCCACCGACCCUCUGUGGCGUCCCUAAGGUGCAGACGAUCCCGCUCCCGAAUCGGAAGUGUCCGACCUGCGUUGCGAAGGCGAGAGCGCAGCGGCAGAGAGCGAGGGAGGUAGCGAAGGCAGAGAAAGCGAGAUGCGAGGAAGAGGAGCAGGCGGAGAGGUUGAGGAGGGUGGAGGAGGAUAAGAAGAAACGGGAUUGA
This is a messenger RNA of Mytilinidion resinicola, 369 nucleotides long. RefSeq lists its product as uncharacterized. Bases 1 to 369 code for a protein of 122 amino acids. The transcript has a single exon. The record is from RefSeq and is a predicted model, not a curated record. NCBI's taxonomy places the organism in Eukaryota, Fungi, Ascomycota, Dothideomycetes, Mytilinidiales, Mytilinidiaceae.